AACACACAGUUGCCGUGUUGAUAAUAAGAUUUAAAUAAAAGUCAGUGUUUAAUUGUUAAGUAGUAUAAAAAUGGCACUUGCAAGGACCAAACAAUUGUUCUCUUUACGAAAUGCACUCAGGCAACAGAUCUCAUUUUCUACUGAGCCCUUAUUUCCUGGCGCCAAAACAACAUGGACAGAAACUCUCGAAUUCGCCGAAAAAACAAAACCAAUUCCAGUUUAUCGAGUAAUGGACCGGCAAGGCAACGUUAUACACGAAAAAGAGGAUCCAAAGCUUCCCCAAAACACCAUCUUAAAAAUGUACAAAGACAUGACACUUUUAAAUGUGAUGGACAAAAUCUUAUACGAGUCUCAGAGGCAAGGGCGAAUAUCAUUUUAUAUGACCAACUACGGAGAAGAAGCUUCUCACAUCGGAAGUGCCGCUGCUCUAGAUAACCAAGAUGUGGUCUAUGGGCAAUACAGGGAAGCUGGUGUGUUACUUUGGAGAGGGUUUACUUUGCAGCAGUUUGUCGAUCAAUGUUACGGAAAUGUGGAUGAUGCGGGGAAGGGUCGACAGAUGCCGGUGCAUUAUGGGUGCAAGGAGUUGAAUUUUAUUACCAUUUCCAGCCCUCUGGCCACUCAACUGCCGCAGGCUGUUGGUGCCGCUUAUGCACUCAAAGGAAAGAAUCGUGUGGUUAUUUGCUACUUUGGUGACGGGGCUGCCUCUGAAGGGGAUGCCCAUGCAGCCUUUAACUUCGCUGCCACCCUCGAAUGUCCUGUUAUCCUGUUUUGCAGAAACAAUGGAUAUGCCAUUUCUACCCCGGUUCAAGAACAGUAUCGUGGCGAUGGAAUUGCUGCCCGAGGGCCUGCUUAUGGAAUUAACACUCUCAGAGUUGACGGAAAUGAUGUCUUUGCUGUUUAUAAUGCGACUAAAAAAGCUAAGGAAUACGCUAUUAAAGAGAGCAAACCGGUUGUUAUUGAGGCGAUGACGUAUAGAGUUGGUGAUCACUCCACAUCAGAUGAUAGCUCUGCCUACAGAUCCACUGAAGAAGUGCAGACUUGGAUAAAUAACGAUUAUCCGACAAAUAAAUUGAGGUAUUACUUAGAACAAAAGGGUUUGUGGAACGAUGAUCAGGAGAAACAAUGGUUGGCGCAAGCAAGGAAAGAUGUGCUGACUGCUUUCAAUGCGGGGGAAAAGAAAUUGAAACCUAAUUGGUCUGAGAUGUUUGAGGAUGUUUACAAAUUUAUGACACCAGAUUUAAAGUCUCAGUUGGAGGAAAUGAAAGCUCACGUGGAGAAAUACAAAGAACACUAUCCGGUUGAUAAAUUUGUUAAGUAAAACUUGUAAAUAAAUUUCCUUUGUUUUAUUUUUAUAUGGGUAUUUGAAAAAAUAUAAAAUAAAAAAAUUAAAUAUUU
Messenger RNA from Aethina tumida (small hive beetle), 1395 nucleotides. RefSeq names its product 2-oxoisovalerate dehydrogenase subunit alpha, mitochondrial (gene BckdhA). NCBI's taxonomy places the organism in Eukaryota, Metazoa, Arthropoda, Insecta, Coleoptera, Nitidulidae. Gene Ontology annotation, biological process: branched-chain amino acid catabolic process. The record is from RefSeq and is a predicted model, not a curated record. The coding region runs from base 71 to 1318 and encodes 415 amino acids. Gene Ontology annotation, molecular function: oxidoreductase activity, acting on the aldehyde or oxo group of donors, disulfide as acceptor. The transcript has 5 exons.